Molecule: messenger RNA, 9035 nt
Organism: Ruditapes philippinarum (Manila clam)
Lineage: Eukaryota; Metazoa; Mollusca; Bivalvia; Venerida; Veneridae
Exons: 11
Coding region: 124-1926 (600 amino acids)
Cellular component (GO): cytoplasm
Molecular function (GO): glycosyltransferase activity
Source: RefSeq, a predicted model, not a curated record
AAGCGUAUCAGAAAUAUGCUCGUUUUCAUUGACGUGCACAGUUUCAUCACUGUCAGAACAAGCGUUUCUUCACGCUGAACAGUGACCCUGACCUCAUAGUUGUGGCCUAAACCGAAACUAGAAAUGUCAUUGAAAGACAGAAGAGAAGCUUUUGUUACCUUAGCAACAAACGACACAUACUCACUAGGAUGUCUAGUGCUAGGAAAUUCAUUAAAAAGGGUCAGAACAACCCGGCAACUAGUUGUUAUGAUUACAGAGGGUGUUUCAAAUUCUAUGAGAUCACAACUAGCACAAGUGUUUGAUGUUAUACAAGAAGUGAACGUGUUAGACAGCAAUGAUCCAAUUAACCUCUCGUUGCUAGGGAGACCUGACCUCAAUGUGACCUUCACAAAACUUCACUGUUGGAGACUUACACAAUUUGAUAAAGCUGUUUUCUUAGAUGCUGAUACCCUAGUAUUACAGAAUGUAGAUGAAUUAUUUGACCGAGAAGAACUUUCGGCAGCACCAGAUGCUGGUUGGCCAGAUUGCUUCAACUCUGGAGUGUUUGUAUUCAAACCAUCGUUAGAAACAUACGAAUCCCUGCUACAAUUUGCAACGUCACAAGGCAGCUUUGAUGGAGGUGAUCAGGGUCUACUUAAUAUGUACUUUAACAAGUGGUCGACAGAGGACAUAUCAAAACACCUGCCUUUUAUAUAUAAUGUCGUAUCACAGGCUUUCUACAGUUAUCUUCCAGCUUUCACACAGUUCAAAGAGAGAGUAAAGAUUGUUCACUUUAUUGGUGCUGUUAAACCAUGGCAUCACACAUUUGACACAAACACAAGGACAGUUACACCACUACCAGGUACUGGCCACAGUCAAGAAUUCCUUCAAGUCUGGUGGAACAUUUUCAUGGACCUGGUUCAGCCAACUUUAGACCCAACUUUGAGGAAAGAAAAGCAGCUUCUUCCAACGAUUGUUGUUUCACAUCCAUGCACCCAGAAAACUUACGUGUUUGUUCCUAAAUCGGGGAAAUAUUUGAGCCAAGUCAAGAACGAGGCUCCCUGGUUCUGGACUAAAUCACCCUGGCAAUCCCUUCUGGACUCGCCUAUGCAAUUUUGUAAAAUGGCCUUCCAUGCACUAGCUAGAUGCUGGAAAAAUAAACCAAAUCAAAUAUACCAGGUAUAUAAUAGUAGUGAAUAUAUUGAGAUGGGGCAAGGAACUGUCCCUGAAAUUAUCCUUAUAAACCCCAAUUGGGGCCAUAAAAUAGAUAGGAAUAAUUCUGAGAAUACGGAAAAUAAUGGUGAAGAUAAUAUUACUGAAAUAACGGUCAUUCCAAGAAGUUAUUCAGAAUUAGAGUCGCAUUAUGCAGAAGAACCAAUAUCUCACAUCAAUCCAGCCAAUCCUCCUCCAGUGACAUAUAGUGCUCCCUGGAUUACGGAGGGCUGGGAGAAAGGAACUAAAAAGCCAGACCCCAACCCCCCAGGUUACACAAUCGCGCACCACAAAUCUGGUGAAUCCAAACCGGAAGCAUUAAACACAAAUUCUGAGCGGGAAUCAAACGAUAUCAGUAUUAAUGAGGCUAAGGAGAAUGAAAUUUCUAGUCCGACAAGUAUUGUAGAGGAUACCUCUGUAAGUCAUUCAUAUAUUUGCUUGUAUUUUGAAUUAUUUUUAUUGCAAUCUCAGAAUUUGUUGGAUAUAUUUGCAGGUCAGAUAGACUACCUUGGUCAAGAUUCUUUCGAGAAUAUUCAGAGAAAGAUUGAUGAGACUUUAAAUAAUACAGAUAAAGGAACAGCCCAAGUAGGAAUAGGCCUUCCUUUUGAAACAAAAUUGGAGACGAAACCAGCUGUUACAAGUCCGCAAUCAGUACAAAAAGUAGAGUCAACACCUACAUCACAACCAAAAAAACAAGCUGCCCUUCCCAAAAAGCCUGAAGCUCAACCAAAGUAACUUUGCAACUUUGGUUUUUCAUCGCAGGUACAAAGUAUGUAUUUGAAUAUAUAUAUAGCAUAAACAUAGCUAUAGCUACCUCGUAACAAAAUAUACUUUUCCAUCUCUUCUCUCUAUGAAUGCAGACUUGUAUACGAAACAAUAUUUGAAGAAUUUCUCCUUAAAAGUUUGACCUGCUUAUAGAAUGCCCAGAGCAUUAUUCUUAGUUGUUUGCUUCAGAACUGUAGGACGGUAGGAAAAUAAUUGAUGGAAUGACAUUUCGAGGAAUAGUAGAAUGCUCUGUUUUUCUUUUAAAAAGAAAAAAACAGUUACCUUAAUAUGUAUCUUUACAAUAUUAUAUGUUGAUUUAUUGACAAGUAUUAAAAUGCAUAAUUUGUUGUGCUUUUAAAAACCAUGUAAGAACAUGGUAUGUUUGUAUAUUUAAAAAAAAAAAAAAUAAACAAUAAUUAGUUGAUCGGCUUUAACUUUACUAUGGCUGUGUUAUUUUAAAAGUUAAUUUCUUGUUAACUAACAUUUUUAAUAUACACAUGGCUUUAAUAUGUUAAAAGUUUUAAAAGCUAUCCGACACAAUUUUCUUUGUAACUCAUAAUAAUUGUUUGUUUAAAUCGUUGAAAAUUCUGAUGUGUUGAGGCUUGCUUUAAUAAACUGUAGAUUAGCAAUCAUUUAAGCAAGGUCUGUUCCUAUCUUCUCUACUUGUAAUAUGGUUUUGUAAGCGAACAGCAUGGAUCCUGAUCAGACUGGGUGGAUGCGCAGGCUGGUCUGGAUCUAUGCUGGUUGCAAACACAAUAUGUUAGUUUUGUCAUGGCGCGGCUCAAAUCUUUCUGCUUAUCUUGGGCGAACUUGUCAGCAAUAAAUGCCACAUCAGUUGCUACCUCAAUUUUUCCUGUUUAUCCUCUAUCCUCCACUUCCUAGACCUUUGUUACACACAUCUUGGUGAGUUGGUGCAAUUUUAUAUUUGAUUUGCAAAGAAUUGCGGUGUUUUAUAUUUCAUACAGUCUUGCCUAAAAUGCGUGGGUUAGAAAAACAAAUACAAUGUAUACUCUGUAAAGUGGCUAAAUUUGUUUGGUCGAGCAGCACAUUUUCCUGUAAAUACAAAUUUCAGUUGCAAGUUUUUAUCAAACCUGAUCAAAUAGUAUGUAAUGGUGGCACCUUGGGUGUUUUUUUUAAAAGAUUUUCUUACACAAGGCAGCUUUACUACAUGUAUCAUUAGAUUAAACAAAUUUAUAAAGUGCAUGAGUAAAUGUAUAUGUCAAAGGUCAUGAGAAAAUGUACAAUAAUACUUCUGUCUAUCUUGUCUAUUUACUUGAAUGGUUCAUUGGGAAAAUGUUGAAUAACGAGAAUGAUAUGCUCAUUUUAAAAAGUGGCAGCCAUUUUGCUUAUGAAAAUAGCCUCAAAUCCAAAUGCCUAUUUUCACAUUAAAAAAGUAGUUCUCAUUAUCUAAAGCUGCAUACAUCCAGAUGUUAGUGGUUGUUUACAUAGAAUGCCAUACACAAGCUUUAAUUCUUUUAUUUUUUUCAAAUGACGUAAAUAGUUUUACUAUUUAAAACUCUUCUUAAAUUUUCUUUAAGAAAUAACUUUCGUCUGGAAGUUUGCAGCUUUGAUUGAACUUUUCAUCAUUAAACAGCAAGACAUUGGCAUUAUUCACUAUACAGUACAGAUUUUUUUUAAACUAUGAUGUUUAAAUCCAGUGUAAAAUGAUCACUGUAAUGUCUUUUAUUUUGUACUAUAAUCUGCCACAGAACUUAUCUGAAAAUAUCUAUCUUGUUCCAGCUUUUUUAAUUGAUUUAACAAAUGCUUUUGAUUAAAAUCUUCACUUGCAGACGGCAUGCUGUUACUUUAUACAAUUUCACUGUUAAUUAAUAACGUUACUACUGCAUAUUGCUUGAAGUCCAAAUCUGUUUAAUGUUUUGUUAAUACAAUGUAUGACAGUUUUGUCAAAAUACAGUAAAUGUAUAGGAGAUUGGUAAAAAGUGUGUAAAUUUGAUGUUUUAUAUAAAAAAAAGAAUAAUAAGAAUUUGCAGUCAUCAAAAAUUUAAUUUCACUAUGAAAUAUACCGGUAUAUAAAAAAACACACUUUAUUCUUAGUUCUGGUAAUGUAGUCACUAUGGUACAAAGCACUUCUGGAUUAACACAUGCUUCAUGAUAUGUAGAAUUUAAACAUUAUAUACAUGAUAAUAUAUACACAUGUAUAUAUAUUAUUAUAUUAUAAUAUAUUAGAAUGCAAUAGUACAUGUAGUGUAACAUAAUAAUAAUAAUAAUAAUUAUGAAUAGUAUUUACUAAAAGUAGAAAAUACAUUUAUAAUAAUUAUGUGCUGUACAUGAUAAAUCAUGAUUGACUAGUCAAAAGUGGAAUGUACAUUUAAAUGAUUUUACUUUGUGAAAUACGAUGAACAAAAAAGACAAUGCUUUAUUUGGUGCAAAUGUUAUAAUCAUUGCUGAUCUUUCUGCUUAAAUUUAUUUUUUUACACUUUGCCAUAAUAUCUCGCAUAAAGUGCUAUUAUUUUCUGCUAUAAUCUAUUUUUGUUGUUGUUUUAUACUUGUUGUUUAAUGUUCAUGUAUACAUUAGUGACUCUGUAAUAUAUUUUAGUUGUUCUAAUAUUGAAUUCAACAUUUGUGGGAGGAAAAAAAAAAUAUGAAAGUGACAUUAUGCUUGUGUUUUUUGCUAUCACCUGUUGAGCUGAAUUACUAUAUUUCAAAAGAUCGACUAUUGUAAUUUUAAUUGAUCAAUAACAGACAAUGACAACGUUUGUGAAAAAAUUAAUAAAACUACACAAAAUUUAAAACUUUUAUCAGUUGGAUGCUACGGACAAAUUCCGAAGGCUAUUUAUAGAAAUUUCCUUGGGUUAUGUGGGUUAUUUAUCAUUUUUGCAUAUAAAAAUAUAUAAUUGAUAACAAUAAUACCAGAAUGUAAAGUUAUUUGACUUUUACAGUGGUAAUUUACACUUGGUUGGGCAUAAUGUCACAUCAACGUAAAACUAAUUUUUUAGUCCUCUUCUUCUUCAUUUUUUCCGUAAUUUUAUUCACGCUUCAUUGAAUUUUAGCUCUGAUACAAUUAACAAAACUUUUCCACGUAGAUGGACAUGCAUUAGUCAUUGGUAACUCUCCCCAAUCUCGGAACAUUUCUCAGACAAAUGGCGUGAACUUAAGCAAAGCGCUGGUUGAAAUCUUUACCCUUUUGGAGGCGUUCAGCUGAUUAAUAUUCCCACCUUGUGAGUUCCCUGUCAGUGUUGAUAAUACUGUAUCCAAGUCGGUUUCCUUUGCAAAAAUAAAGCCAAUACCUUAGGGUGAAAGCUGGAAGGUAGAAAAUUGGCCUUUUAGUUUUCACCCCUCUAAAAUUUGGGGAUCUAGGUGUAACAAUGACAGGUGCAUAAGAACUGAGACAUUGACCAGAAGUUCAGUGUAAUAUAGGAAUUCAGAAAAAGAGGGGUUUAUAUAUGAUUAUACACUUAUAUUUGACUGGUGCAAGACACUGUUAUAUUAACUUUGAUAGAGUGUUUUAAUAUGCUAAACAUUUACGUUGUGUUAGAUUUUUGUGUCCUAUAACCCUUGAGAGAGUAAUACAUGUAUAUAUACUUUGUAAUUUUGUAGUUGUUUUUUUUUUCGUUAAAUGUAUUAAUGUAGUUCAUAUUUUCCUGUUUCAUCAUAGGACUAGAUAGGUUAUUACAAGUCUGGAUUUAAUUUCAAAUUUCUUUCUUUCUUUCUGUUAUAAUAGAUUAUACCAUGUGUUUUACAGUAAGUAUGAUGUUCUUUUGAAGUUUUCUUUUCAUUUUACUGCAUUGCUUUCCUUUUUGAAAUUGAAAUUUAGAUAGUAAAAAAAGAUAUUUAUGUUAGUUUCUGUUGUAUUUAAAGUUCAGACAAUUUAUCAAGCUUUUUUGUUAGAUAUUUAUACGAGACCCUUGUAAAAAUUAUAUCCGUUUUAAAGUAUUUUAUAUGGUUAUUAUUUUAUAUAGUUAUUUAGUAACUUUAAUCUUUAAUUUUUGGAUAAUAUAUCUUAUAUUUGAUAUUGAAAGAUGAAGAUUUGUAAAGAUUACGAUACAUAUUAAAACAAAUUCAACCGGAAAUACAAAUACAUUUAAUUUUACAUGUACCAAAUUUUUCAUUGUCAAGAAACAUUCUGUUUUAUUUGAAUGUUGAAUCUUUUAUUGAAAUGUUUAUAUAACUGAUCAUGUGAAAUUUCUUUUUUUAGCAUAACCAUCUUGAUUGACCUUAAUUGAUCAUGUGAAAUUUCUAUUUUUAGCAUAACCAUCUUGAUUGACCUUAAUUGAUCAUGUGAAAUUUCUAUUUUUAGCAUAACCAUCUUGAUUGACCUUAAUUGAUCAUGUGAAAUUUCUAUUUUUAGCAUAACCAUCUUGAUUGACCUUAAUUGAUCAUGUGAAAUUUCUAUUUUUAGCAUAACCAUCUUGAUUGCCCUUAAAGAGAUUAAUCAUUGUGUUUAUAAUACAUUGUACUAGUAUGCUAUCCAAGAAUAUUAUAACUUUAUUCUAUACCCAUUAUUUGCAUUCAGUGUCUGAGACUGAUUUGUACAUUGUGGCCGUCCAAUAUAUUAUUACCUGUGUUGGAUGCUGCAGAAUGCUGUUUUAAAGCCAUUGGUUGAUUUGAGUGUGUGUGAAAUUUUCCAUGUUCAUGUACAGUCAAGUAUAAAAGCAAUCAACAUGUAAAGUUUCCAAAUGAUAUCUGUAAUAAAAAGUGUCAUAUCAAUUGAAAAUGACUGUUACAAUUGAACAAGCUGCCAUGGUUUGCUCCAGCUAUUUACUGGUUCAGAUAGAAUCUGGUAUUGUUCAAUAUUAAAGAAUUUUAUGCAAUUUUGUUGUUUAUAGAACAAGCCGUAACUUCAAAGUAUGGGUAAAUAUUAAUAUGCUUAUGAAGACAGCCAAAUUCCAUGAAUAUCUGCCUGUCAAGAAAUUUGAAUGAUUUUAUACAUAAGAUAAUUGUGUGAAAUAAUAAGUCAUGUCAACUGUUUUGUGUAUAUGUAGUUAUUUGUUGCUAAGUAUGAUAGCAAAUUCUUCUUUAAUUUUUUUCUUCUAGAUGAACUUAAUCAUUUUAAAUAAUUUAAGAAAUGUUUUUAACUAGGGAAAAGGCUUUGUGUACUUGCGUUUCGAUGGGUCAGUUAAAACAAAAUUAAAAAGUUACACAAGUGUUAAAUAAGUACCAAAUUUUAAUUAUUACCUUAUUUUUGAUUUUUUUUUUUUACUGAGGACAGAAAACUGUUAUAAAAAAAACAUUAAAUUUCUGGAACAGUAAGGGGGUAUGGGUAAUAAAGUACAUGUUAUGUUAAUCUAGAAUUCUUGUUUUUCUCUAUAUACAUGUAAUCUGAUAUGAAUGUUAAUUAUUUGUGCCAUUAUUGUUUAUUCAAGAUUUAUAUACAUGUAUGUUAUAGUGAAUUUGUUCUGGCAUUAGGAGAGAUUAUUACACAGUACCAGCUUCAUUUAGGACAUUUUGCUUGUACAUGGUUGAUCUUCACUGCCGUUAAAUACCCAGAGCCAAGCACACUACAUACCAGUUCAAACUAUUGAUGUAAAUUUGAUAAUAUCAUAUUAUUGUAUUCAUGCACAUCUUACACAAUCUGCACCAGAAAUAUGACAGUGUUUGCAGGAUCUUUCUGUUUUAAUAAAUAUUAAAGGUUGUCUAUACAUGUGUGUAAUACAGUUUGGUAGAUUUAUGCUUGUCAUUUGUAUAGGACUAUAUAUCAGUUGUCAUUUUAUUUGGACAAGGUAUUAAAUUAAACAAGUCUAGAAGAAUGUUAUGACUUAGUUUUAUAACAUUUCUUGGACAUGUUUAAUGUAAGUUUUAUUUGAAAUGGUAGCAAAAUUAAUGUUAGAUUUCUAUUAUCAUGUGAUAUUGUAAAGCUUAACGAAACAGCAACAUCAAUAAUUGGCACGGUCAAGUUUUGUUGCCUUUUACUUUUUGUAAAAUGAUUUUACUCUGUGGCUUUUGUGUUGAUUACCUUGUGACAAUUUAAAUGUGUAAUAUAAAGAAUUAUUAAUAAUACAUAAUUAAAAACUAAUUGAAAUCAAUCAAGUAAUUGAAAUCAAGCAAUUUCAUAUGAUAAUGGUAUUCCUGUAAUAUGGCUUGUGAAUAAAAGGUACAUAAUAUGAAAACAGUUAAAUUGAAACAUUUGUUCUUCUUGUAUAUUUGUCAUUUGAUAAUUUAAUGCAUUGAAAUUGUUUGCUUUAAUGCUUUGAAAUUGUCUACUUUAAUGCUUUGAAAUUGCUAGGCUUCCGCAUUUUAUACCAAAGUCUUCGUAUUUACACAAAAGUCUUUAAAUCAUGAAAAAGACUUCAAACGAUAAUCAUGCAAAAUAAAUAAGCAAUAUAGUCACUGUGUAUGUCUGAUGUUUGAAUGUUAUAAUACAUGUUUGUAAUCAUCCAUAUUGUACCAAAGACCGUAACUAUGUUUUAAAAAAAACUGUUAAAACACCUUUUUCUUGAAAUGAUUUAAUUGUUCAUGUGUAAGAUAUUUGUAGGGUUUUGCUUGCAAAUUGCAUUAUGAUGUACAAGCAUGAUCAAAAUUAAAAGGUGCAUUUUGUUUUGUAUGUGCUUUGUAUAUAUUCAAAUGAUUGUUAAAACUAGCUGGAACUAAGCAAGUCAUGGUUUAAAACAUAUAUACGAGAAUCAAUAUUGUGUAUCCAUCAUUUUGAGAAAUAGAAACACUGUUAUUAUCGAAAUUAACUAACCAAGCAUUUAGUUAACUUCACAAAACUAACAAUUUGUCUCUGAAAAUUAUAUUAAUCUUUGUUUUUUUUCUUUUUUGGAGAUUUUUUUUUUUUUUUUUUCAAAUUUAAUGUUUUGGAUUUGAAGUUUCAUGGCAUCCCGCUGUAUUUACAUUUGUAAGUAUUAAUUAAUGUAAGUCAAAGUUAAGAAGAAGGUAUCUUUUAUUGUCUUGAUGUGAAUUUUGUUCCUUAUAUGAACAACUGUAGAUAACAUAUAUUAUAUAAUGAAGGACUCAUUUAUAAUUUAGUUAGAUAAUGUCAGUGUAUUCCAUGAUUUGUAUAAUGCUUUAUUAAGGGAUUGUUAAUUUAGAAUUGUGAUGAAUAAUAUAUAUAAUGUUACUGGGCAUAUAUUAGCAGUAUUUUCCAAGGUAUGAUAAUAAAUUGUUAUCCUCUCACAUUG